CUUUGGAUCCUAUCCCAAUUCCUUCUUUCUUAUUUUCCUUUUCUCUCUCCCUAAGACAUAUGCACAUAAUCUAUCAAUAUAUGUUUCUUGAUCUCUUUAUUCAUCUAUAAAUAGAAACAACAUAAAACAACCAAAGACUGUAGUGAUCACCACAACUUCAACAGUUACACACAAAGAUUUGAAGUUCUCUUUAAUUUGUAGAGAGAGAGAGAGAGAGAGGGAGUACCAUCUGGGAUAGAUAAUAGAGAGAUGUCAAACAUCAGUUGUAUAGAUGUAACAGCAACCUCUGAGCAGCUGUGUUAUAUCCCUUGUAACUUUUGCAACAUUGUUCUAGCGGUGAGUGUACCAUGCAGCAGUUUGUUUGACAUGGUGACAGUAAGAUGUGGACACUGCACCAAUCUGUGGUCUGUGAACAUGGGCAUGGCUGCUGCCUUUCACCAGUCUCUCUCAAAUUCCAACUCCCCCUCCCAAGAUUCUACUUCCCAUCUGCAUGCUCAGAAGGCUCCAACGCACUCUCCAAAUUAUAGGGUUGACAUGGGUUCCUCUUCAAAGUACAACAGCAGGAUGCCGAUGAGGCCGUCUCCAGUUCCCUUCACCGCUGAUCAGAAAAUCAAUCGCCCUCCGGAAAAGAGGCAACGGGUUCCUUCUGCAUACAACCAGUUCAUCAAAGAGGAGAUUCAGAGGAUUAAAGCAAAUAAUCCAGAUAUCAGCCAUAGGGAAGCUUUUAGUACUGCUGCAAAAAACUGGGCACAUUUCCCUCACAUUCAUUUUGGAUUGAUGUUGGAAGCAAAUGAUCACCCAGCUAAACUUGAUGAGUUGACUUAUGUGCAAGGAUCUGAGAAGCGACAAAGAUCGAGGGCUCCGUUCAUGAAAUGAGUAAAACUUGAUUUAUGAUGAAAAUCAAAUCAAACCCGCAUAUAUAUUUGUAUUUUGAACUUAAGAGGGCCAUGGCCUUUAUAUGUUUUUAAGGAUAUAAAAUAAUAUUUGAAUAUUUUCAAAUUUUAUCUUACAAUCAUGAGUGAUGUUAUUUGUGUAUUUUUAUUUGUAAUAAAAAGGUAAGCUAGUUUUGCUUGCCUUUAAAUAAUUUCUCAACAAAUUUGUCAAUUUGCUAUCGCU
Messenger RNA from Helianthus annuus (common sunflower), 1116 nucleotides. Its product is annotated as axial regulator YABBY 5. The transcript has 7 exons. Gene Ontology annotation, cellular component: nucleus. NCBI's taxonomy places the organism in Eukaryota, Viridiplantae, Streptophyta, Magnoliopsida, Asterales, Asteraceae. The coding region runs from base 250 to 876 and encodes 208 amino acids. Gene Ontology annotation, biological process: cell fate commitment; abaxial cell fate specification; multicellular organism development. The record is from RefSeq and is a predicted model, not a curated record.